Messenger RNA from Entamoeba invadens IP1, 1824 nucleotides. RefSeq lists its product as hypothetical. The record is from RefSeq and is a predicted model, not a curated record. Lineage: Eukaryota; Evosea; Mastigamoebida; Endamoebidae. The transcript has a single exon. Bases 1 to 1824 code for a protein of 607 amino acids.
AUGGGAGUUGUACAUCUCGAGCCAAUCUACUUAGCAAAUGUUGCGAUAUAUAUUGACAGGUUUUCUUCAUUUGAAACAUUUCAGUGUGUUUCAAAAAAUUGUGUGACCGCACUUGAAAUGCUUCACAUAAAUCCACCGAAGCUGUGUGUUGGGAUGAAGUACCUUGUACGGGUACUCCCUCAACUUAAUACAGUUUUCUUCUCUAUGGAAAACGCCACAAAUGAACUGAAAGGCGACUUAAUUAACAAAGUUCGAUGGAUUGAUUCGACAAAGGAAACAACACGAUGUGAAAAAAUUGCACCACAGUUUGAAGACAAAAUUCAAAAGUUGAGAAUUUUCCCGUACGACAUUAAAAAUUUAGCAAAAUACUUUUACCUUAACUAUUUAAUUAUCGAGCAAUUUAAUACAAUAGAUUUGGAUAAAUUAAAAGAUGUGUUGAGUUUCAAAAACAUUACAAAAGUCAUUGUAUAUAUCAUCAACGAAAAUUUAGAGAAAAAAGAUAUAAAUUUAAUAAAAACAAUUUCGAGCAAUUCACAAGCAUGUCAUCUUACUGUAGUCGCCAAAGACACUCCAAAUUAUGAAGACAAAAAUUUGAGAAUUUUACAAAUCGAUGUCAACGCUUUAAGAACAAGAAAAAUAGAAAUUAAUUUGAACUCCAGUAAAGAACAAAAUACAGAUGAACAAUUUAAUGAAGACAAUUUAGAAGUACCAUUUAUGAUACAAGAAGAAAUGCACUUUUCUUUUAAAAUGCAAAGAAAUGAUUAUGAUUAUAAAAUAACUCAAAUUGAAAAAAUAGAUGUUUUAGAAAGCAUUUUUCUAUCUGGAAGUGUGUCUAAAAUCAAAGUUAAUGUCAUCGGUGAUGCUUUUGACUCUGAGAAAUUUCUAAAGAACUUCCACCAUUUUGCAAACGACUUUCAAACCAUAAUGAAUGAACAUAGUAAAAACUACUAUGUCUCUGAGGAUAUUUUUAAUAUGAUAGGGGCACCUGAUCUAUUCCAGAUUGACAUCGACGCAUUCAUUGAAGGUAAAACUCUCAUUUUUGACAUCAAUUUUAUUGGGGAUUUUAAAGAGAAAAAGUCGAAAAAAUAUGAUGUUCAAGAUGAUAUUAUUAAAACCGAACGAAAUAACAAGAACAUUGAAAAAUUGAUGGAGGGGUUUGUUCUUAAAAACGAGAUUUAUAAAGGAGAAAUAACGCUAUUUGUCGAUCUCCAUGUUGAAAAUUGUAAAGCCGACUUGAGCCACAAAAAUGUAACUUUCGAGCUCAAAUUUGGGAAUUUUGAAAAGGAAAAGCCGAAGUUUGUGUUGAGAAAGGGUGGUUUAUUGACUUCAAAUUUCUAUAUAUCGAAGUUGAGUAUCAAUAAUUUAGUAUUUAAAAGGGUGGAUAUCCCAAGUGUAAACACUUACGUCUUUAAAGGUGUGAAAUACGAAAUAAACAAUUUUGAUAACAAAAAGGAGUGUUUUGUGACAUGUUUGUCUGAUUGUAAUUACACAGAACGACUUAAAAAAAUCGACAUCAAUAAAACAAUUGUUUUCCCACAAAACAAGACAAUAAAAUUUGAACCCAAAUAUAUUUGUGAUACAGUAUUAUACACUAUUGACUAUCGGGUUAUGGGAAAUAUCCCAAAAUUUGAGCUUGUUUUAACAUUGAUAAACAGAGAUGAUGAAAGUGUGAAACGGACAUACUCUAAACAAAAAAUAAAAGUUGAAAAAACCAUAAAACAAGAUGUUUCAGAUGAAAGCGAUGAAGAAUAUAUUCAAAGUGAAGAAAGUGAAAAUGAAAGUGUUGAUGAAGCAGAUAAAUGCUAUUUAUGGGGUGGUGAUUGA